GUUUUACAGAGAAAAAAAGAUUGCAAUAGAAGUGUUUGACGGCUAAAUCUUUUGCAUUACGCUGCCAUGUAUCACGAAGAUGCUUGCUGUGUUGAUUCAGUUGUGCAAAUGGCUGAAAAGGUUGAUGUCAAUUCAAAACAGUAAUGAACAGAUAAUGGAUAGUAUUGGGGUGCUUGGAAAAGACUGGGAGAAAGGUGAAACGCCCAUUGGAAGUGGAGGUUAUGGAACAGUUUAUAUUGUUAAAUCUUUGAGAGACAACAGUGAACCAAAGUAUGUUGUCAAAGAAAUACUUGUCUUAGAAAACGACGUUAAAUCAUUGGAAAGCUUUAGAAAUGAGACAGAGAUAUUAAAAAAACUUGGUUCCCACAAAAGAAUCGUCCCGUUCAUUGGCGUAAGUGAACGUAGCAACUACAUGUCAAUAUUUAUGGUAUACAUGAAACAUGGGUCGUUACGAGCAUAUUCGCAAAAGAAAAACGGCCUAAGUGAAGAAGAGACAAGACACUUUACAAAGCAGAUUUUAAAGGGGCUGGAGUUUUUACAUGGAAAUAAAAUUAUUCAUCGAGAUGUAAAAGGGGACAACGUUUUAUUGGAAGAUGAACGUCAUGUCAGACUUACGGACUUCGGCAUUUCAAAAAAUCUACGAGAUGUUUCCAGUACAUCAACAUCCGGUGUCGGCACUGCAAAAUGGAUGGCACCAGAGGUCAUGAAUACAGGAGAUGGCAAGCCUAAAUACAAUGAAAGAGCAGAUAUAUGGAGUGUUGGCUGCACGGUAAUCGAGAUGAUGACAGGACAUUCUCCAUACAAAGAUAUCCCGAAUCUGCUCCAACUUAUCGAGCUAAUUGGUAAAGGAAUUGCACCUACGUUAGGAACAACUAUUGUUCUGUCAGCAAACCUCAGUGCCUUUUUACAGAAAACGUUGCAACCGACUCCACAAGAUCGACCUUCGGCAAGAAAUUUGCUUGACAGUGACUCUUUUUUAAAUCAUGUAGACUAUACAGUCGUGUUGGUUGGAAAAACAGGCGCUGGUUUAAGUGCUAGUGGUAAUACUCUGUUGGGAAGAACAUGUUUUUAUGUCUCCCCUCAACAGCAAACAGUGACAAGAAGUGUGUGCAGUGGCAAAGUUAAAAUAGACAAGGAGAAGUUCGAGGUUUUUGACACACCAAGCUGUGUGUCAACUAACAUAGAUCUAUAUCAGAAUGAACAUAUUUUGUCAGUUAUAGAAAACGCAAAAGAUAUUCUAAACAGAGUAAAGAGAGGAGUUACUGCUUUUUUGUUUGUUCUAAAAUGGUGUUGUAGAUUAUUUCCAGAUGAUAAAAAAACAAUCAAAAUGUUAACAGAUUUGUAUGGACCAGAAGCUAUAAACAAGUACGGCAUAUGUUUAAUGACUUGGGGAGAAGAUUUCGAUAUGGAAUAUGAGUGGAAACUUAAAGAACAUAAUUGCGAGAAACUUACACUUAAUGAAUGGUGUGAGCAACAAAAAGGAGCACUAAAAGAUUUCAUGUGUCGAUUUAACAAAAGAAUAGUUUUAAUGUAUAACAAGGGAAAUCAAAAUCAACGUGAAAGAUGCCGAGCUGAAGUUUUUGAUAUCGUUAGACAACUUAGUCAACAACAAAAUCCGUACACUCUAGAGGAUUUUAUGAGACACAAGGACAGUCGAGAAAAACGGAGACCUAUACUUAGUUGUGAUGUUUUUUAAUUGCUCAAUGAAGUUCCAUACCUUGACGGAUACAUUAAAGGAGAAUAUGAGUUAAAAAUUGUCCGUGAACUAUUAGCCAGAGCUGAUGAACUGAUAGACCAAAAGUAUGCACUAACCCAUGGUAUAGAUGACAAAGAAGCAAUUAAAAGAAAUAAAAAUAGUAUUGAAAGAUAGUAUGAUGGAGCAUUCGAGUAAAAUAUCAAGGCUUUCAAUAAACUAUUUCAGGGAAUUAUUUUCAAAUAAGAAAAAUAUGUAAACAGUUAUUGUUAUAUACAUCUAGUCUGGCAUUUGAAUACGCGAUUGCUAACGUGAAAAAUCAGACGGUUAAAACUAGGGCUAAAUACAAUAGACAGCUAACUGACCGAACAGAUCUUAUGUCAUACAAGGGGAUAUCAGGCACUACGGCAGGAAGUAAAAUGACUGGUUCUAACUGCUCGUAAUUUAGUUACAAAUCUGCUUGGUUAAUGAACAUUAAGAUGGGGUGAUAUAUCAUCAUGAUAGUUUAAUACAUAACGUUUGUUUAUAAAUUUGUAUUUGUAUUAUUUUAUGUUUACUGUAGAGAGGGAUUAAUUGUUUGAAGCCAUGUACAUUUUAUAUUU
This is a messenger RNA of Physella acuta, 2295 nucleotides long. RefSeq names its product mitogen-activated protein kinase kinase kinase A. The record is from RefSeq and is a predicted model, not a curated record. Lineage: Eukaryota; Metazoa; Mollusca; Gastropoda; Physidae. Gene Ontology annotation, biological process: protein phosphorylation. Gene Ontology annotation, molecular function: protein kinase activity; ATP binding; GTP binding.